Messenger RNA from Piliocolobus tephrosceles (Ugandan red Colobus), 1071 nucleotides. RefSeq names its product solute carrier family 10 member 2 (gene SLC10A2). The coding region runs from base 85 to 1071 and encodes 328 amino acids. Gene Ontology annotation, molecular function: bile acid:sodium symporter activity. The transcript has 6 exons. Gene Ontology annotation, biological process: bile acid and bile salt transport. Gene Ontology annotation, cellular component: apical plasma membrane. The record is from RefSeq and is a predicted model, not a curated record. NCBI's taxonomy places the organism in Eukaryota, Metazoa, Chordata, Mammalia, Primates, Cercopithecidae.
GUUACUUAUCUCAACUGGCAGCAGAGCCAGGGCCCAGGGACCAGCACUUCUGUGGACUUGGCCUUUUGAGCAGCAGACCCAGCAAUGAAUGAUCCGAACAGCUGUGUGGACAAUGCAACAGUUUGCUCUGGUGCAUCCUGUGUGGUACCUGACAGCAAUUUCAAUAACACCCUAAGUGUGGUCCUAAGUGCGGUGCUGACCAUCCUGUUGGCCUUGGUGAUGUUCUCCAUGGGAUGCAACGUGGAAAUCAAGAAAUUUCUAGGGCACGUAAAGCGGCCGUGGGGCAUUUGUGUUGGCUUCCUCUGUCAGUUUGGAAUCAUGCCUCUCGCAGGAUUCAUCCUGUCUGUGGCCUUUGACAUCCUCCCCAUCCAGGCCGUGGUGGUGCUCAUUAUGGGAUGCUGCCCUGGAGGAACUUCCUCCAAUAUCUUGGCCUAUUGGGUCGAUGGCGAUAUGGACCUGAGCGUCAGCAUGACCACAUGCUCCACACUGCUUGCCCUCGGAAUGAUGCCUCUGUGCCUCCUUAUCUAUACCAAAAUGUGGGUCGACUCUGGGAGCAUCGUAAUUCCCUAUGAUAACAUAGGUACGUCUCUGGUUGCUCUUGUUGUUCCUGUUUCCGUUGGAAUGUUUGUUAAUCACAAAUGGCCCCAAAAAGCAAAGAUCAUACUUAAAAUCGGGUCCAUUGCGGGCGCCAUCCUUAUCGUGCUCAUAGCUGUAGUUGGAGGAAUAUUGUACCAAAGUGCCUGGAUCAUCGCUCCCAAAUUGUGGAUUAUAGGGACAAUAUUUCCUGUGGCAGGUUACUCCAUGGGGUUUGUUCUAGCUAGAAUCGCUGGUCUACCCUGGCACAGGUGCCGAACGGUUGCUUUUGAAACAGGGAUGCAGAACACGCAGCUAUGUUCCACCAUCGUUCAGCUUUCCUUCACUCCUGAAGAGCUCAAUGUCGUAUUCACCUUCCCGCUCAUCUACAGCAUUUUCCAGAUCGCCUUUGCUGCAAUAUUCGUAGGAUUUUAUGUGGCAUACAAGAAAUAUCAUGGAAAAAAACAAGACAGAAAUUCCAGAGAGCAAAGAAAAUGA